This is a messenger RNA of Centruroides sculpturatus (bark scorpion), 2073 nucleotides long. RefSeq names its product mRNA cap guanine-N7 methyltransferase-like (gene Rnmt). Gene Ontology annotation, molecular function: mRNA 5'-cap (guanine-N7-)-methyltransferase activity. The coding region runs from base 97 to 1173 and encodes 358 amino acids. The record is from RefSeq and is a predicted model, not a curated record. The transcript is spliced from 11 exons. Gene Ontology annotation, biological process: 7-methylguanosine mRNA capping. Gene Ontology annotation, cellular component: nucleus. NCBI's taxonomy places the organism in Eukaryota, Metazoa, Arthropoda, Arachnida, Scorpiones, Buthidae.
UUACCGGACAUGCGCAGUUAUAGAAGGAUAGUUAAGCGGAUCGGAGUAACGGUAGAUGAAAUAUAUUUGAAUUUAUAACAUCAAAGAAAUAUAAUUAUGGCUGAAUCUGAAGUAGCUGAGGGAAACUUGUCGUCCAUUGUUGCUAAACAUUAUAACGAAUUAGAAGAAUCUGGAAAAGAUGCAAGAACUACUUGUCGCAUAUAUUAUUUACGUAAUUUUAAUAAUUGGAUUAAGAGUAUGCUCAUAGGUGAAUAUCUUCAAAAAGUUCAAGAAACAAAUAGACAUGAUGGAAAAAUAUCUGUACUAGAUAUAGGAGCUGGUAAAGGAGGAGAUCUUCUUAAAUGGAAAAAAGGAAGAAUAAAUCAUUUAGUCUGUGCAGAUAUAGCAGAAACGUCGUUACAGCACUGCCAGCAGAGGUAUCGAGACAUAAAAAGAAGCAGUAAACGAUUUGGUGAUCCCGAACCUUUCACCGUGGAAUUCAUUCCUGCAGAUUGCACUAAAAUUAGACUGAAAGAUCAUUACCAAGAUCCCAACAUCCUAUUUGAUCUCGUCAGUUGUCAGUUUACAUUCCACUACUGUUUUGAAAGUGAAAGUCAAGCAGAAAGAAUGAUUCAGAAUAUUAGCGAAUGUUUAAGGCCCGGCGGUUACUUUAUCGGGACCACUCCCGACGCUUACGACAUUGUGAGGCGGAUUCAAAAUUCAGAAGACCUACAGUUUGGAAGCGACAUAUUCUCCAUUAAGUUUGAAUCCAAAGACAAAUUUCCAUUGUUUGGAGCUCGUUACACGUUCUAUUUGGAAGGUGUUGUCGAUUGCCCUGAAUUUUUAGUUUAUUUUCCACUUUUUGAAUAUUUAGCAAAACAGCAUGGUUUAACUUUAGUUUAUAAGAAGCGAUUUGAAGAUAUGUUUAAUGAAUACGAAAAGACUGACAGAGGGAGGUUUCUUCUUCGACGAUUACCUGCUUUAGAGUCGUUUCCACCGUAUGACGAUAAAAAAUUGAUGGGAGAAGAAAAAAAUUACGAGUUUGCCCAGAAGAAGAGAGAGGAAAUUGAAGCGGAAGAAAAACAGAAAAACAGACCAAGUGCAGUAAAAUUGGGAACCCUAUCUCAAGCGGAGUGGGAAGUGGCAACUCUAUACAUUGCCUUUGCCUUCAGGAAAGAUCUUCCUAAAGCAUAAAAAGUCUUCAAAUGUAGUCCUCUAGUUCAAUCUUUUCUAUAAUUGUCCUUUGUUAUAUAGUCGUCAAUAAAUGCUUGAAAAUGUUCGUUUUAAUACUAAAAACGUAACGGACUCCAUUUUUUUUUACUCGAUACAUCAAUUGAGUAUAACAACUAUCCUUUCAAUUAUGACACUGUAGUAUACACUAGUUUUAUAUGUUAAGUGGAACCCUAUUUCACUGUGAAAUUCCUCAUUCUACUUAGACUGGUAUGCACUCUGUCUUUGAGUUCAGAACUGUGGAUGAUUAUAAUGGCAUCGUACUUCUGGCUACUUUAGUGGGGGUAAGGUCAGAUAAAAAAAAAUACGAUAUAGAUACAUGCUCACUGGAAAAAUUUCAAUUUGAGUCAUAUUAAUUUAACUCAACACAAAAGCAAUAAUACUAUUUCUUAGCCCUUAUAGAAUUCUCUAUGCUCGAAAAGACAGAACAGAUGACAUACUUAAAUGGGAUUAUCCGGUGCACUGGCCACAAUACAUUCCAGCUCUUUUAGUUUAGAUGAAUGUCAUCCUUGAUUUAGAAGUUAAAUUUUCCAGGAAAGUCAAAAAGUACUAUGAUUAGGAUGAUUAGGGAUAGUUCGAGCCCAAUUUUCUCCUUCAAUUUUAAUCAGAGUUGCCAAAGACAAAUUCGAGACAUUUUCAGUUAGAGCAUGCCCGGUAUCGGCUGGGGUUUGUUCGUAAUUGUACAAAACGAGCCCCUUCUCGUUCAAAACCACUCGCAAUCCAAAACUCCAACCGUUUCUAGACAAAUUUUAAGAAAUUAAUUAGUUAAAACAACAUAAAUGCAUGUGUAAAUAAAAAAAAAUUGUCGAAAGUUGUAAUAAAACUUUUUUAUAAAGUAAAAUCGAAAAAUUACACUUAUCUAUC